AUGGCUGAUAAUAUCGAUCUCUUGGACUACGAGGAAGAGGAGCUGAUCGAGCCCACCAUCGAACCAGAGGCCAAAAAGCCGGAGAAAGACGUGAAGGGCACUUAUGUGUCCAUACAUAGCUCCGGCUUUCGUGAUUUUCUGCUAAAACCGGAGAUACUGCGCGCUAUCGUGGACUGCGGCUUCGAGCAUCCAUCCGAGGUGCAACACGAAUGCAUACCACAAGCGGUGCUCGGCAUGGAUAUACUGUGUCAGGCCAAGUCCGGUAUGGGUAAGACCGCAGUCUUUGUGUUGGCGACACUACAGCAGCUGGAACCCACGGAGCAUGUGCCCUACGUGUUGGUUAUGUGUCACACACGUGAGCUGGCCUUCCAGAUCGGCAAAGAAUACGAACGUUUCGCCAAGUAUAUGACGAAUGUAAAGGUUGGCGUCUACUUCGGUGGCUUGGCCAUACAAAAUGAUGAGAAGUCUUUAAAAGACAAAAUGCCACACAUAAUCGUCGGCACACCGGGACGCAUAUUGGCUUUGAUACGCAACAAGAAAUUGAAUCUCAAGAAUCUAAAACACUUCGUGCUUGACGAAUGCGAUCAGAUGUUGGAGCAUAUUGAUAUGCGUCGCGAUGUGCAGGAGAUCUUCCGCAGCACGCCACACGCCAAGCAGGUGAUGAUGUUCUCCGCCACGCUAAGCAAAGACAUACGUCCAGUGUGUAAGAAAUUCAUGCAAGACCCCAUGGAGGUCUAUGUAGAUGACGAGGCCAAGCUGACGUUGCAUGGCUUACAACAACACUACGCCAAGCUGAAGGAGAACGAGAAGAACAAGAAACUGUUCGAGCUGUUGGAUGUGCUCGAAUUCAAUCAGGUUGUCAUCUUUGUGAAAUCUGUGCAACGCUGCAUAGCGCUCAGUCAACUGCUGAGCGAGCAGAACUUCCCUGCGGUCGGCAUACAUCGUGGCAUGUCGCAGGAGGAGCGUUUAAAACGUUAUCAGGAAUUCAAGGAUUUCCAAAAGCGCAUUUUGGUUGCCACCAAUCUCUUUGGACGCGGCAUGGAUAUCGAGCGCGUGAACAUCGCCUUCAACUAUGACAUGCCGGAGAGCAGCGACACCUAUUUGCAUCGGGUGGCACGCGCUGGACGCUUUGGCACCAAAGGUUUGGCCAUCUCCUUCGUUGCGGAUGAGGCGGAUAACAAAAUUUUGAGUGAAGUGCAGUCGAGAUUUGAUGUGAAGAUCACAGAGUUGCCAGAUCAAAUCGAAUUGUCCUCUUAUAUCGAGGGACGCUGA
Bactrocera tryoni is the source of this 1272-nucleotide messenger RNA. RefSeq names its product ATP-dependent RNA helicase WM6-like. Gene Ontology annotation, molecular function: RNA binding; RNA helicase activity; ATP binding. NCBI's taxonomy places the organism in Eukaryota, Metazoa, Arthropoda, Insecta, Diptera, Tephritidae. The transcript has a single exon. The coding region runs from base 1 to 1272 and encodes 423 amino acids. Gene Ontology annotation, biological process: mRNA splicing, via spliceosome; mRNA export from nucleus. The record is from RefSeq and is a predicted model, not a curated record.